Triticum turgidum subsp. durum (durum wheat) is the source of this 1809-nucleotide messenger RNA. The record is from the annotation of a GenBank genome assembly. Lineage: Eukaryota; Viridiplantae; Streptophyta; Magnoliopsida; Poales; Poaceae.
AUGGCGGCCCUCGCCGCCCUCUUCGCCUCCCCGGCCCUCCCCUUCCCCUCCACCUCCGCCUCCUCCUCACCGUCAUGCUCCUGCCGCUUCCGCCCCGCCGUCGCCUGCGCGCCGCGCCACCCGCCCGCCUCCCGCCGCGUCACGCGCCGCUUCGACGAGGUGGAGGGGGCGUCGAAGAAGCGGCGGGGCGGUGGCAUUGGCGGCGGAGGCGGCGGUGGCGGCGGAGGGGGCUCUCUGGCGUCGUCAACGCGCAAGGAUAAGGGGCUUUCCGUCGACUUCAAGGAGUCGCAGGUUGCUGAUUUCGAGGAUCUUGAAGAGGACAAAUUCCUUAAUGCUGUUGUUAAGGUCUACUGCACUCAUAUUAGACCUGAUUAUGGGCUUCCUUGGCAGAAGCAAAGGCAACAUUCAAGCACUGGGAGUGCCUUUAUGAUUGGUGAUAACAAACUAUUGACAAAUGCACAUUGCGUUGAACAUGACACCCAGAUUAAAGUAAAGCGAAGAGGAGAUGACAAAAAGUACGUCGCCAAGGUCUUAGCUAGAGGCACAGAAUGUGAUCUUGCGAUGCUCUCUGUCGAGAAUGAAGAGUUCUGGCGAGGUACAGAACCACUUCAACUUGGUCGUUUGCCAUGUCUUCAGGAUUCAGUAACUGUUGUCGGGUAUCCUCUUGGUGGAGACACUAUAUCUGUGACAAAAGGCGUUGUAUCACGCAUUGAGGUCACACCAUAUGCGCAUGGAACAUCAGAUCUUCUUGGGGUUCAAAUUGAUGCAGCAAUAAACGCAGGAAACAGUGGUGGACCGGCUUUUAAUGAGCAAGGGGAAUGCAUUGGAGUAGCAUUUCAGGUGUUCAGGUCAGAUGAAGCUGAAAAUAUUGGAUAUGUUAUUCCAACCACAGUUGUAUCCCAUUUCUUGAAUGACUAUCGGAAAAAUGGAAAAUACACAGGAUUUCCUUGCCUGGGCGUCCUACUUCAGAAAUUGGAAAACCCAGCACUGCGUGAAAGCUUGAAGGUGCCUUCAAGUGAGGGUGUUCUUGUCCGCCGGGUUGAGCCUACAGCUCCAGCCAGCAGUGUUCUGCGAAAGGGAGAUGUGAUAACAAGUUUCGAUGGUGUUUCGGUAGGAUGUGAAGGAACAGUACCAUUUCGGUCCACUGAGCGAAUUGCUUUCCGCUACCUCACAAGUCAAAAGUAUGCAGGUGAUGUUGCCCAACUAGGUAUCAUUCGGGGAGGCAACAUCAUGAAAGUGCAAACCAUUUUGCAUCCAAGAAAACAUUUGGUGCCAUUCAAUGUUGAUGGGGGUCAACCUUCUUACCUGAUAGUUGCCGGCCUUGUCUUCACGCCUUUAACAGAACCAUUUAUAGAGGAAGAGUGUGAAGAUACUUUAGGGUUAAAAUUGUUGGCGAAGGCACGAUACUCUCUAUCAACCUUCGAAGGGGAGCAAAUUGUAAUUGUAUCUCAGGUACUGGCGAACGAUGUCAACAUCGGGUAUGAGCACAUGGGCAAUCAACAAGUCAUAAAACUAAAUGGAACUAUGAUAAAGAACAUCCACCACCUUGCUCAUCUAGUGGACACCUGUCAAGACAAGUUCUUGACAUUUGAAUUCGAAGAUGACUUCCUCGUUGUUUUGGAUCGGGAAGAAGCAGAGGCCGCGUCAUCAGAUAUCCAAAAGGAGCAUGCCAUCCCCUCUGUAAGGUCAUUGGAUUUAUCUGAGCCCUACGUCGACACAAACCAUGAUGUCCAAAACCAAGGCGAGGAUUUCGGCGACAGUCCCGUGACAAACUUUGAACUGGGUGUUGAUUGUCUGCUGUGGGCGUGA